Molecule: messenger RNA, 1042 nt
Organism: Drosophila bipectinata
Lineage: Eukaryota; Metazoa; Arthropoda; Insecta; Diptera; Drosophilidae
Product: microfibril-associated glycoprotein 4-like
Source: RefSeq, a predicted model, not a curated record
CGUUGUGGAAUCAACGAACAUGCGCUCGUACUUGUUUUUAGGUAUUUUAGUCGGCGUUAUGACAUUUAAUGAGGCUCAACGGACUUGCGAAAUGUCGACAAUUUGUGGGAACGCGGCAUCGAUUAGAUCCCAAAUGAUCGCCGUGCGAGUGGAACAAGAACGACAUGGCGAGCUCCUGGAGGACUUGACCCACAAACUAGACACCUGUCUCGCCAGGAGCAGUGUGCAGGCCAAGCUGUACGGCAAAAGCUGUGCAGAGCCCUCGGUAUUGGCGCAAAACAGUGAAAUCAGCGUUGUCGUGGUGCCAGAAUACAGUAAGCACCCCUUCAUGGUGGCCUGCGAUCCGCUGAGUCACGGGGGCGGCUGGACAAUCUUUCUGAGGCGCACGGACGGAAGUGAGGAUUUUUUCCGGGACUGGAACGACUACAAGAAUGGUUUUGGAAGGCUAGAGGGUGAGUUCUUUUUGGGCCUGGACAAAUUGCACGCCAUGACCUCUGCGGAGCCCCAGGAGAUGCUCGUAUUGCUCGAAGACAAUGAAGGAGAUCGACGCUAUCAAGUGUACGACAACUUCAAAAUAGGGUCGCAGGAUGAGGGGUUUGCCUUGGAGUCGCUGGGUAAUAGCUCAGGAAGUGCUGGCGAUGCUCUGGCUACGCAUCUGGGUCAGAAGUUUACCACAAAGGAUCGGGACAAUGACAAACAUGCUACAGCGAACUGUGCAGUCACGUACAGUAGUGCAUGGUGGUAUAACGCCUGUCACCAUAGCAAUCUGGCUGGAAACUAUGGCGAUAACACACAUGGAAAGGGUAUCAACUGGUAUCAAUUCAAGGGGCACACCUACUCGCUAAAGCGGGCUCAAAUGAUGAUAAGACCAAGAAGACAGUGCCAUUAACUUGCAAAUUAAAUACAAAAUUAUAGAUUUAAUAGUAGGUUAAGAUUUAAAUCUGGUUGAACACACUUACGAUUUUACGUUCCCUCCCUCGCCCACAAAUUUCAUAUUUCUUUAGUCCCAGUAAAGAAUUUUAAAAUAAUGUUGAUUACUAUA